GGGAUUUUGGUAACUUUGAAGUAAAUUCAGGAAGUUUUAUCAGUUUCUUCAAUUUUUCCCCCCUAUUUUCCGGCUCAACUCUCAAAAUUAUCACACCCUUGGAUUCUGCCACCAUUUUCAUUAAAGUUUAGUUCCCCCUCAGUGUUCUAGGUCUCUAAAUUAGCCAGUGUUUAUAUGGUGUGAACGUCCCAGUAGGUACGACUGGAAUAGCAUAUCUAAUUCAAUAAAUUUAGAAAAUGAUAAAACUCUUUUCCCUAAAACAACAAAAAAAGGAUGGUGAACCAACUCCUCGAUCUGGAAACCAAAAGAAAGCUUCUGCUGCUCAACUUAGAAUAACGAAAGACAUCAAUGAACUUAAUUUGCCGAAAACUUGCAACACAGAGUUUCCAGAUCCGGAUGACUUGCUUAACUUCAAAGUUAUCAUUUGCCCAGAUGAAGGUUUCUACAAAGGAGGAAAGUUUACGUUUAGCUUUAAAGUAGGACCAAAUUAUCCUCAUGAGCCUCCGAAAGUAAAGUGUGAGACGCCUGUCUAUCACCCAAACAUCGAUCUAGAAGGAAAUGUCUGUCUCAACAUUUUAAGAGAAGACUGGAAGCCAGUUUUAACCAUAAAUUCAAUUGUUUAUGGGCUGCAAUACUUAUUUUUGGAACCGAAUCCGGAAGAUCCUUUAAAUAAAGAAGCUGCCGAAGUUUUGCAAACCAAUCGGAGGCUAUUUGAGUGCAACGUACAGAAAGCAUUGCGAGGAGGCUAUGUUGGCAGUAUUUUUUUUGAGCGAUGUAUGAAAUGAUUAUCCUAAAAAACGAUCUGUGAUCUUAACGGAAUUAACAAACUGUCCUCUUGACAAACGAUCAGCUUCGGUAAAAAUGCUGCAUGAUUGCCAAUUGAGUGGCAAAUCUUCUAUAAAUUCCAAAUGCGUGAAUCGGCAAAAUCAAGUCAUAUUAAUCUUGUAAAUAUUUUAUUAAUACUGUCUAGAGAUAUUAUUUCCAUUAUUUGUAUUCGUUUAUUUGUUUUUAUUCAUUUUUUCCAAUAACUCCCUCUCCCCCCUUUUUUUGUAUCAUUUUCUUAGAAUUUUUGUUGCUCGGCAAAUUCCACAGAAUUCACCAACUGACAGACUCGAUGAAACUUGAACGAACAGUUUUGGUCAGAAAUGUGUUUACUCAUGACAUGUAUGUGAAAAGUAUCUUGCAUACGCUGCCCUUUGAGGAAUUAUCUCUCUGUGUUGUUGUUUCUUUUUAGAGAAGAUAAAAACGUGUCUUUGUAAUUACUCAAUCCCUCUAAUUUUUAUAACAACCUGCCCCUUCAUUUUUUAAUUUUUUUUUCUCUCUUUUUGAAAUUUUAAUGUCAAAUAAAAGCUAUUCAAAAAA
Messenger RNA from Bemisia tabaci, 1362 nucleotides. It is a transcript of the gene UbcE2M, whose product is annotated as NEDD8-conjugating enzyme UbcE2M. Lineage: Eukaryota; Metazoa; Arthropoda; Insecta; Hemiptera; Aleyrodidae. The record is from RefSeq and is a predicted model, not a curated record.